AGAAUAGUUUCAACAACUUUUUUCCCAGACAAAUACGCCUUUCAAAAUCUUUUUUCACUUGUGUAACUACAUGUAUCGUCAUCAAUAGGGCCAUUUAUACGAGAAAAAUAAGCCAAGGUUUACACAAGCCACAAACAAGCCGCGAUACCAUUUAUAUGAGUGGUUCCACGUCUUAUAAGCCAUGGCUUAUUUAAGCCAAGCUCAAAACCCUCGUCUUACACAAGCCAAGACUUAUGUUAUCCACAGCUUGUGUUGGACGUGAACUGGUCAAAAUGUAAUGAACCAUUUAUAUGGUAAGUUCGCCUCUUAUGUAAGCUGCGGCUUGUGUAAUCUACAGCUUAUUCUCCUUGUAUAAAUAGCCCUAUUGUGACACUGUUGUUGUUAUAGUUAUUGUUUGGUUGAAAUGGUGGUCAAUUCAACAACAACAACAACAGCAACACACACUUUUUUACCAAAAUAGAAAAACUCUUGGUUUAAAAAAAGAGAAUUGAAACAGAAAAUUCCGUUAAUUUACCCGGAAUAACUUAAUCCCUAAGAAAGUUGUACCUGGCAACAGCACCUUCCUUGACCACACUGUACUCCCUAUUCGUGAAAAACUUACCAUCUCAGUUUGUUCCAAAACGCCAGGCUUUUUAGUUAAAUUGCAGAAUAGAUAUUCAUAUUUUAAUGGAGCUAAACCUUUUCAAAUACCUCAAAUUCCUCCUGGGACGGACCAUUUUCGGAUAACAAUGCCCGCUUUUUGAGCUCUUGGACGGAUUCCGCAAGGAACAGUUCUUGUAGAAGUAAAAAGAUUCCAGGUGAUUCAGGUGACGUCUGAAGGAGGCAAAUAAGAGCGCCAUCCCAAGAGGCUCGACAUAGAUAAUGAGCGUAGAGCUUUUCUUUUUUUGUAAGUCCAGAAAAAGCUGUUCUACAAUCUAGAAGAUUUAUAUCAACCUCCCGAGAAAUAAUGUAUUGAGAAAAGUCUUUCUCUUUCAAGUCGGAAGCCAUGUUGAUUACCGAAAGGAGGCUGGCACGAGCUCAAGUUGCUCAGCGGAUUACUGUUUCAUAAUUUCAAGAUGGCGGACACUAACGAGCAACUUCGACAUCCUAAAGUUGUGUUUAUUUUGAGCGGAAAACGAAAAUCAGGGAAAGAUUAUGUCACAAGCAAACUUACAGAGGCCUUUGGCCAUGACUGCUGCGAAAUUAUCAGGCUUUCUGGACCUCUGAAACAUGAGUACGCGCGACAAAAUGGUCUUGAUUUUGACCGCCUGCUUGAUUCAACAAACUACAAGGAAUUUUAUCGUCAAGACAUGAUUCGCUGGGGAGAAGAAAAAAGAAACGCUGAUCCUUCGUAUUUUUGCAGAUUAGCUAUUAAGGUGACACUUUCUGGAGUCUCCAAAGAAAAUGACUCAUUACAAAAACCAGUAUGGAUCGUGUCUGACGCACGAAGAAAGUCAGAUGUUCAUUAUUUUAGGGAGACUUACGAUAAAGUUGUACACGUGCGGAUAACUGCUACUGAGGAAGUAAGGAGAUCACGAGGAUGGAUAUUCACAGCAGGUGUUGAUGAUGCUGAGUCUGAAUGUGGGCUUGAUGAUGAGGAAUUUGAUGUACUUAUUCAAAAUGAUGGUCACGAUCAUCACAAGCUUAACAGUCAUAUUAAUUCUUUACGAAAAUAUAUUUACUCGUCUAACUAGUCCUUAAAACGAGAGAAAACUUUCUUGAAAAUAGAGUUACAUUUUCUGGUAAAGGUGAAAUUUAUAAUUUGGAAGCAAAGCACAAAUGCACAUCUCUCAUCAUGUGUUGAGCUACAUCAAAGUGAAACUUUCAAGAUUCAAGUUAAAAAUUCCAAACUUACGCUAUCCGCAAUCUUUUUUUUUCCUUAGCUGGAUUGUCGAAAAGUGUUUCUACUGCCGUUUCUCAUACAAUUUUCUUUUUUGCUUUCAUUUUUUGUGCAACUGACUUAUAAAAAUUAGGGAAUCCUCUAAGCCAAGGUAGAAACUGGAGUCUAAACAGCUCCAUUUACUGGCUCUAAUGAGCUGUUUCUACUUUUUAAACUUUUUGCAAAAAUUAAUCAAAGAACUGAAGAGUACUCAUGCAUCUCUUCAGUACAACAUAAUCCAAAAACUUAAUACAGUGUUAAUGUUGUCGUUAAUUUGAUCUCAGUUAAAUUUUGAUUUUAACUAUGGACAUGCAUGGUUUGUUUUCUUCCGGUAAGUUAACUUUCGUUUUCAAUUCAGUCCUAGUCAAUAAUUAUUAUUGCCUAGGGAUAAACUGAAAAAAUGAAGCUAACUGAAAGAAAAACAAACCACAUAU
This is a messenger RNA of Orbicella faveolata, 2292 nucleotides long. RefSeq names its product phosphomevalonate kinase-like. Gene Ontology annotation, biological process: isopentenyl diphosphate biosynthetic process, mevalonate pathway; cholesterol biosynthetic process. Lineage: Eukaryota; Metazoa; Cnidaria; Anthozoa; Scleractinia; Merulinidae. Gene Ontology annotation, cellular component: cytoplasm. Gene Ontology annotation, molecular function: phosphomevalonate kinase activity. The record is from RefSeq and is a predicted model, not a curated record.